Molecule: messenger RNA, 19246 nt
Organism: Entelurus aequoreus (snake pipefish)
Lineage: Eukaryota; Metazoa; Chordata; Actinopteri; Syngnathiformes; Syngnathidae
Product: disks large homolog 5-like
Exons: 33
Coding region: 6460-12495 (2011 amino acids)
Biological process (GO): regulation of apoptotic process
Molecular function (GO): protein binding
Source: RefSeq, a predicted model, not a curated record
UUCUUGGGUACUGAUUAAUGCGAAGGGCUACCAGUUUGAUACACACUUCAAUAAAUUGCCGGAAAUAGCCAAUUUGCUCAAUUUACCUUUAACUCUAUGUUAUUAUUAAUAAUUAAUGAUAUUUACACUUAAUUGAACGGUUUAAAAGAGGAGAAAACAUGAAAAAAAUGACAAUUACAUUUUGAAACAUAGUUUAUCAUCAAUUUCGACUCUUUAAAAUUCAAAAUUCAACCGAAAAAAAGAAGACGAAAACUAGCUAAUUUGAAUCUUUUUGAAAAAAUUAAAAAAAAUAAUUUAUGGAACAUCAUUAGUAAUUUUUCCUGAUUAAGAUUAAUUUUAGAAUUUUGAUGACAUGUUUUAAAUAGGUUAAAAUCCAAUCUACACUUUAUAGAAUAUAUAACAAAUUGGACCAAGCUAUAUUUCUAACCAAGACAAAUCAUUAUUUCUUCUAGAUUUUCCAGAACAAAAAUUUUAAAAGCAAUUCAAAAGACUUUGAAAUAAGAUUUAAAUUUAAUUCUACAGAUUUUCUAGAUUUGCCAGAAAUUUUUAUGUAUAUAUUUCACAAAUAUUCUUCGUCGAAAAAAUAGAAGCUAAAAUGAAGAAUUAAAUUAAAAUUGAUUUAUUAUUCUUUACAAUAAAAAUAAAAAAAAUUACUUGAACAUUGAUUUAAAUUGUCAGGAAAUAAGAAGAAGGAAUUUAAAAGGUAAAAAGGUAUAUGUGUUUAAAAAUCCUAAAAUCAUUUUUAAAGUUGUAUUUUUCCUCUAAAAUUGUCUUUCUAAAAGUUAUAAGAAGCAAAGUAAAAAAAAUGUAUGAAUUUAUUUAAACAAGUGAAGACCAAGUCUUUAAAAUAUUUUCUUGGAUUUUCAAAUUCUAUUAGAGUUUUGUCUCUCUUAGAUUUAAAAAUGUCAGGCAAAGCGAGACCAGCUUGCUAGUAAAUAAAUACAAUUUAAAAAAAUAGAGGCAGCUCACUGGUAAGUGCUGCUAUUUGAGCUAUUUUUAGAACAGGCCUGCGGGCUACUCAUCUGGUCCUUACGGGCUACCUGGUGCCCGCGGGCACCGCGUUGGUGACCCCUGUUGUAGAUUGUCACUGAAGGCAUCAAAACUAUGAAAAACCCUGCUAUAAACUCUUUAUUUUUUUGUAGCCAGCAGAGGGCAGUCAAACCUUAACUCAUACUCAGCAAUGCUUGCCACAAGUAGUGAUUACAUGAGGGAGGGCAUUUGGCUCCUGUCUUAGUGUACAUCCUCUCACAAUCUGCUGAUAUUCUCACAUAACAGAGCCCUGUUAGCUUCACUUUAAUUGCUAUUGAACACGCUUUUAGUCCUGUGUGCUCACUGCACCGCAAUCAAUAACUAGGUGGAGGAGGGGUGAAUUAAAGCGGCUUUUGGUCAAUUUUUUUUUUUAGAUGAAUUUGAAUGAAUAACUUUGAUGUUGGGAUUAUAUUUUUCAUAAAUGUAAUUAAGAUAAAGACAACCCCAUCAGUUACAAGGCAAUCAUCUAGUUUUCACUUCAUUAUGAUGACAUGCAGCCUCUUAUCUAUUGCAGGUAUUUAACUGAGGCUAGUGUAAUUUAGUUUUAGUUUAAAAAAAAUAGUCGUUUAAAUUGAUGUCCCUGCUCUUACUCUCACAUUGCAGGUAAAUGUAAUGACUUUGCAUGUUAAAAAAAAAUAUAACAUUGUCAAUGUCCUUAACUGAGGGUAGUGUAAUUUACCUUUAGUUUGAAAAAAAUAGUUGUUUAAAUUGAUGUCUCUGCUAUUACCCUCACAUUGCAGGUGAAAGUAAUGAAUUUGCAUGUUAAAAAAAAAAAAAAAAUCAUUAUCAAUGUCCUUAAAGAAAAUAAUCACUCGUUAAAAUACAAAAUAAUGAUUUAUCACCAGAGCUGUGUGAUGAACAAAUCCUCCUAACGAGCUCCCAGUAAAUCAUCACACGGACAAGAAGCACCACCCACGGUUCUCUAAAUGCAUAAUAAACUAUGUUACGCUGUAGUGUAGUGAGCAUGUCCUCAGAAAGCGCCCAAUCUGUCUGCCUUUUUUUGUUUUUUUGAUGUGAAUGAAUCUUUAUUCAUUUUUCAUUGGAAGGGAGAGCACUUCUGCACAAGCUGUGCUGCCAACAUGGCAGACUGGAGGGUGGCGGCGGGGGAAUCGUAGAUGUCACAAUGAGAUUCAGUGCAUGCAUGAAUAAGGUCAGCACUUUGGCGAGAGGUUCGCCCCGCAGACGCCUGCCGGCUUCUACGCCAGCAAUCUUUAUUCCCGCUGCAGACUGGAAGCAGGACUGUAGCCGUUCACGUUGUAUUUGGCAAAUGCUAAUAUCAUUCGUCAACAUUUGCAUGAAUAAAUAUCUGGGGGAAAAAAAAAAAAACCCCUGCACACACAUGAUGGAGGGAAAAACACAGUUGCAGCUUGAAUGGAGAUGAAUGCAGCCUGUGGCUACAGCAACAUUAUGUAAUCUUUGUAUAUUUCAUAUACAAUGUUUAAUGUCGUGAACACAGUCAAACACCAUAAAGAAAUAUGCAUGCAAAUAUCAUAUUAACUGCAGAAAAAACUUAAACUACCAUUAAAUCAAAUCUAACUUUGUAUAGCACAAGCAAGUGGAAAACACAAAGUGGUUUACACAAAAAAAGGAAAUUAAAACAUACAUUAUUGACAAUAACAAACAACAUGGCUGGAACUUCGCACUGAGAAAAAAACGCUACUUGGAGAAAAACUAAAAUUAACACCAUCUAAAAAAAUGUUUAUAAAUCAUAUUGUAAAAUAUAAUUAAAAAUAAAAUAUGAACAAUACAUUGAGCUAAUGGAAAUACAACAUUGAGAAAAUAACAGUAGUAAUAAUAGCAAUAAAUAAAAUAGAAAAUACAUGGCUGGAACUUGGCAUUGAGAAAAAAAAUGCCACUUUUGGGGCGUCCGCACUGGUGAAAAACUAAAAUUAACACCAUCUAAAAAAUGGCAUAAAUCAUAUUGUAAAAUAUAAUUAGAAAUAAAAUACGAUCAAUACAUUGAGUUAAUGAAAAUAUUACAGAAAAUAAUACUAAUAAUAGCAAUAAAUAAAAUAAAUACAUGGCUGGAAUUUUGCACUGAGAGAAAAAAAAUGCCACUUUUAAGGCAUACACGCUGAAGGAAAACUAAAAUUAAUACCAUCUAAAAAAAAUAGUAUAAAUCAUAUUGUAAAAUAUAAUUACAAAUAAAAUAUGAACAAUACAUCGAGUUGAUAGAAAUAUAAAAUUGAGAAUAUAAGAGUAGUAAUAAUAGCAAUAAAUAAAAUAGAAAAUACAUGACUGGAACUUUGCAUUGAGAAAAAAAAUGCCACUUUUAGGGCGUCUAUGCUGGUGAAAAACUAAAAUUAACACCAUCUAAAAAAUAGUAUAAAUCAUAUCGUAAAAUAUAUUUAAAAAUAAAAUAUGAUCAAUACAUUGAGUUAAGGAAAAUAUAACUGAGAAAAUAAUAGUAAUAAUAGCAAUAAAUAAAAUAAAUACAUGGCUGGAACUUGGCCCUGAGGAAAAACAAAACAAAAAUAUUAACACUAUGUAAAAAAAAAAAAAAAAAAAAAGUAUAAAUCAUAUUUUAAAAUAUUUAUUAAAAAUAAAAUAUGAACAAUACAUUGAGUUAAUAGAAAUAUAACAUUGAGAAAAUAAGAGUAGUAAUAAUAGCAAAAAAUAAAAUAGAAAAUACAUGGCUGCAACUUGGCAUUGAGAAAAAAAAAUGCCACUUUUGGGGCGUCUAUGCUGGUGAAAAACUAAAAUUAACACCAUCUAAAAAAUAGUAUAAAUCCUAUCGUAAAAUUUAAUUAAAAAUUAAAUAUGAUCAAUACAUUGAGUUAAUGAAAAUAUAACUGAGAAAAUAAUAGCAAUAAAUAAAAUAAAUACAUGGCUGGAACUUGGCACUGAGGGAAAAAAAUAAAAAAUUAACUUUGUAAAAAAAAAAGUAUAAAUCCUAUUGUAAAAUAUAAUUAAAAAUAAAAUAUGAUCAAUACAUUGAGUUAAUGAAAAUAUAGCUGAGAAAAUAAUAGUAAUAAUAGCAAUAAAUAAAAUAAAUACAUGGCUGGAACUUGGCACUGAGGAAAAAAAUGCCACUUUAAGGCAUCCACACUGAAGGAAAACUAAAAUUAACACCAUCUAAAAAAAUAGUAUAAAUCAUAUUGUAAAAUAUAAUUAAAAAUAAAAUAUGAACAAUAGCUUGAGUUGAUAGAAAUAUAACAUUGAGAAAAUAAGAGUAGUAAUAAUAGCAAUAAAUAAAAUAGAAAAUACAUGACUGGAACGUUGCAUUGAGAAAAAAAAUGCCACUUUUAACUAAAAUUAACACCAUCUAAAAAAUAGUAUAAAUCAUAUUGUAAAAUAUAAUUAAAAAUAAAAUAUGAUCAAUACAUUGAGUUAAGGAAAAUAUAACUGAGAAAAUAAUAGUAAUAAUAGCAAUAAAUAAAAUAAAUACAUGGCUGGAACUUGGCACUGAGGAAAAACAAAACAAAAAUAUCAACACUAUGUAAAAAAAAAAAAAGUAUAAAUCAUAUUUUAAAAUAUUUAUUAAAAAUAAAAUAUGAACAAUACAUUGAGUUAAUAGAAAUAUAACAUUGAGAAAAUAAGAGUAGUAAUAAUAGCAAAAAAUAAAAUAGAAAAUACAUGGCUGGAACUUGGCAUUGAGAAAAAAAAAUGCCACUUUUGGGGCGUCUACGCUGGUGAAAAACUAAAAUUAACACCAUCUAAAAAAUAGUAUAAAUCAUAUCGUUAAAUAUAAUUAAAAAUUAAAUAUUAUCAAUACAUUGAGUUAAUAAAAAUAUAACUGAGAAAAUAAUAAUAAUAAUAGCAAUAAAUAAAAUAAAUACAUGGCUGGAAAUUGGUACUGAGGAAAAAAACAUAAAGUAAUCAACACUAUGUAAAAAAAUAGUAUAAAUCCUAUUGUAAAAUAUAAUUAAAAAUAAAAUAUGAUCAAUACAUUGAGUUAAUGAAAAUAUAACUGAGAAAAUAAUAGUAAUAAUAGCAAUAAAUACAUGGCUGGAACUUGGCACUGAGGGAAAAAAAACAAAAAAUUAACACUAUGUAAAAAAAAUAGUAUAAAUCCUAUUGUAAAAAUAUAAUUAAAAAUAAAAUAUGAUCAAUACAUUGAGUUAAUGAAAAUAUAACUGAGAAAAUAAUAGUAAUAAUAGCAAUAAAUAAAAUAAAUACAUGGCUGGAACUUGGCACUGAGAAAAAAAAUGCCACUUUUAAGGCAUCCACACUGAAGGAAAACUAAAAUUAACACCAUCUAAAAAAAAUAGUAUAAAUCAUAUUGUAAAAUAUAAUUAAAAAUAAAAUAUGAACAAUACAUCGAGUUGAUAGAAAUAUAACAUUGAGAAAAUAAGAGUAGUAAUAAUAGCAAUAAAUAAAAUAAAUACAUGGCUGGAACUUGGCAUUGAGAAAAAAAACGCCACUUUUAAGGCAUCCACACUGGUGAAAGAGUAAAAUGAACAUCUAAAAAAAAUAGUAUAAAUCAUAUUGUAAAAUAAUUAUUAAAAAUAAAAUAUGAACAAUACAUUGAGUUUAUGGAAAUAUAACAUUGAGAAAAUUAAGAGAAGUAAACAAAAUGAACACCAUCUAAAUAUUUUUAUAAAUCAUAUUGUAAAAUAUAAUUACAAAUAAAAUAUGAACAAUGAAAAUAUAAUAUUGAGAAAAUAAGAGUAGUAAUAAUAAAAUAAAUAAAAUAGAAAAUACUAAAGUAUAACUAUUAUUUUUUUUUUUAAAAACAGCAUCUAUGUUGUGACUGGACUGCUCACCUGUAAUUGCAAAAUGAUUAUAAUAAUAGCCUUAUUAUAUAUUUAAUUGCUUCUUUUGUGGUAAAAUUAACAGUAAAUUCCUUUUUUUUUUGUAGAACUUCAGUGUAAAUUAACUAUAUAGGUUGUACAUUUUCCCCUUGUUCAGCAAUAAACUAAAAUCAUACCGUUACUAUUUUAAAUAAGUCUUUUUUUUUUCUUUUCGGCGUAACGUGACGUCAUACUCGCGUCCAUUGAAGAAACGGGCGUGGUUUCACCCUUUGCCCCGCCCCGCAUGUCCAUAUACGGUCAUUCGACGGUGCGUUGAUUGACAGCGGACAGCAGCUGCUGAGCUGCCCAGACAUGGCGGAGGAUACAGUGUAACAAGAGGCUCGGCGGCGGAGUUCCAGGACUUUUCCCCGGCAGCAGAGUCGCCUCCCGGCUCGCUAGACGCUACACGAUAGGAGGGGGAAAUGUGUCGGGCCGACGCUCGCUCGGAAGGGAGGCGGAAAACGAGGUGAAAAAAACAAAAAAGAUGGGACAAUGUAUUGCUGUUUAGCAACAAAUAUGGCUCCUUGUGCCUUUUUCGCCAUAAACAUUCACCUCCCUUUGCCGCGGUGCAUCCGGGGAACUUCUGCUGCCGGCCGCGAUAGUAAGUUCACUUCCAUAAGCUCUCGGCACUUUUAAUUUCGCUUCGGGUAUUCGGCGCUAGCCGCGCCGAGCUAAGGCGAGAGCCAUAGGAGCAGGAAUGGAGCCAAAGCACAAAGAGUUGCUCGACCGGUGCCACCAGAACUUGCUGGAGUCCAUCACGGACGCCGACCGCGUCAUCGAGCUGCUCAUCGUUUCCGGUGCCUUGAGCCAGCUCGACCGCUUCGAGCUGGACCAGAACUGCUCGUCCAGCGCGGAGAAAGUGGAGCUCCUGCUGAAGAUGCUGGUGAACAAGGAGAGCGACCAUUUCCUGGACCUGUGCGUGGCCCUGGAGAAGGCGUACCCUGACCUGCACGCCGCCCUCUUCUGCAGCAGCAGCAGCAACGGCGGGGGUCCUGUGGACCACAACACCGGUUCUACAUACAGCGUCCUUUCCACCAUGCCUUCCGACUCCGAGAGCAGCAGCUCCCUCAGUAGCGUCGGUUCGCCUGUGAACGGCGAGGCAUCCUCCCCACCCCCCGCCAUCAAUGACAACCGGCCCCCCGGUGACAACCUGGACACGGUGUUGUUUCAGCUCCGCCAGGUGACCAGGGAGAGGGACGAGCUACGCAAGCGCCUGGCCUUGGCAUCGCCUGGCACCACCUUUGACGACUGCAGGCCAAAUUCCAAAGCCAGCCAUGACUAUGAGCGCUUAAAAAGCCAGUGCAUGAGAGCCAUGGCAGACCUGCAGUCUCUCCAGAACCAGCACACCAAAACACUGAAAAGGUGUGAAGAGGCUGUCAAAGAGGCUGACUUUUACCACAUGCUGCACAGCCGUGUCCUGGGCGAGCAGACGCAGCUGAAAGAGGAGAUGGAGACGCUGAGGCGGGACAACACUCAACUGGUGCGAGAGCACAACCACCUGAAACAGAACUGCGAGGAGCUCAAGCGGCUCCAUGGUCAAGAUCAGCAGGAACUGUCAGACCUGCGACUGCAACAGCAGCAGGUCAUGCGAGAAAAGGGCUCCUCGGAGGUGCUGAACAAACUGUACGACACGGCCAUGGACAAGCUGGAGGGCGUCAAGAAGGAGUACGACGCCCUCAGCCAGCGCCACAGCGAGAAGGUGGCCACCCACAACACCGACCUGAGUCGCCUGGAGCAGGCCGAGGAGGAGAACCGGCGGCUUCAGAAGCAGAUGGACGCGUUGCUCCUACAGCGGGAAUCGGCUAUGCACUACCAGCAGCAGUACUCCACUUCCAUUAGGAGGUUCGAUUCCGUGCAGCAGGAGCUGAACAAGUCCUCGGCCCAAAACAAGGAGCUCCAGCGCGAGAUGGAGCGGCUGCAGUCGGAAGUGACGCGCUACAAGAACCUGCAGCUAAAGGCCUCCAAGGACUGCGACAAGUACAAGGAGGAGAGGGACUCCGUGUUCAACGAGUACCGCCUCAUCAUGAGCGAGCGCGACCAGGUGAUCAAGGAGCUGGACAAGCUGCAGACGGAGCUGGAGGCGGCCGAGGCCCGGCUGAAGAACACCUCUUCGGAGAGGGUGGUGGCCAGCGAGGAGUUGGAGGCGCUCAGACAGGAGUUGAACUCGUCGCUGGUGGACCGCGACAGGGCCAUCUGCGAGAGGAACGAGCUCCUGGAGAAGUACUGCCAUGAGGUGAAGGACAAAGCCGAGGCCCAGAAGGAGCUGAGCCAGGCCUGCAAGGACAUUGAAAUGGUGCGGGAGGAGAGGGACGUGGCCCGCAAGGAGAGGACCGAGGCCAUUAUUCAGAGGGAUCAGCUUCUCCGGGAGUACUAUCAAGCACGGCAGAAACAAGACUCUGCCACGCUGGACAUGGAGCGUGCCAACAAGGAGAUAGAGAUGCUGAGGAAGCAGUACGAGGCCAUGUCCCAGGAGCUGAAAGAAGCCACGCAGGAGACCGAGGUGGCCAAAUGUCGCCGGGACUGGGCCUUCCAAGAGCGGGACAAGAUAGUGGCGGAGAGGGAGAGCAUCAGGACGCUGUGCGACAACCUGCGUCGGGAGCGAGACCGAGCGGUCAGCGACCUCGCAGACGCCCUGCGGAAUCUGGACGACACGAGGAAGCAGAAGAACGACUCUUUGCGAGAGCUGAAGGAGAUGAAGGAGAAAAUGGAGGGCCAACUGGAGAAGGAGGCCAGGUUCUGUCAGCUAAUGGCCCACAGUUCACACGACUCGGCCAUAGACACGGACUCUCUGGAGUGGGAGACCGAGGUGGUGGAGUUUGAGAAAGACCGGGAUGACAUGGACUUGAAGGCGCUCGGGUUCGACAUCGCAGAAGGGGUCAACGAUCCAUAUUUGCCGGGGGAUUGUGGGAUAUUUGUGACGAGGGUGGACAAAGGAAGUAUAGCAGAUGGAAGGUUAAGGGUAAACGAUUGGUUGCUGAAGAUAAACGACAUGGACCUGACCAACAAGGACAGGAAGCAGGUGAUGAAGGCGGUCCUGAACGUUGGCAGGUUGAUCAACAUGGUGGUACGGAGGAGGAAGUCUCUGGGCGGACGGCUGGUUACUCCCGUUCAUAUUAACCUGAUGGGACAUAAAGACAGCGGAAUAGGCCUGGAGAAUGGCGUGUUCGUCACCACGGUGGUCCAGGGUAGUCCAGCUGCCAGGGAAGGCACGCUCACUGUGGGAGACAGACUGAUCGCUAUAAAUGGCAUCGCUCUGGAUAACAAAUCUGUGACAGAAUGUGAGGCCCUGUUGAGGAACUGCAGGGACUCUCUCAGCCUCUCUCUCAUGAAGUUUUUCCCUCACAGUACGUCCGGCCAGAACAUCUUCGAGAGUCUGCGCGAUUCCUCCGAGAAGUCCAACGGGCGGAUUCACCUGUCCGAAAUCCACUCGCGGAACAGCCGCAACCUCCGACACAACAGCUCCACGCAGACGGACAUCUUCUGCCCCGACGUGGGCAGCACCAGCAUGAGCAGCAUCCCCGUGGAGCGACGGAAGCUCCGGGGCGAAGCCGACGAGCUUUACGCCGACAUCGGCAAACCCUUCUCCACAGGCUCCCUCCAUGCCACCAGCCUGCGGCCGGCCUCUGACUUGGGUACUGGCCGCUACGGCCCGAGCGCCUUCCAAGAGUGCUGCCCCUACACGAAGGCACCUUCCUCUUUGCCCUUUGACCCCGUCUCCGCGCCAGAGUGCCUCACCGGCGAGGCCACCCAGGACAGGAAGCACAGCGGAGGAACGUGGCCCAAGAUGGUGGCCGGAGGCAUGUCGGUUGCACCAGACAACACCGGCUCGGUCACGGCCGCCGCGCAGCUCUCAAUCUAUAAAUCACCCAAGCAGAGGAAGUCCAUCUUCGACCCGGACACCUUCAAACGCCCUGAAACGCCCUCCUCUAAGUUGGAGUACAUGGCGGCCAAUCAGAUCGCGGCCGUGGCCGCCGCGGCGUCGCACUCCCCGCAACCCUCAAAGACGGACUCCCUCUCCUCCUCCUCCACUCCCACCCCUCCGACGCCCCCCACCCGCAGCGACUCCUUCAAGUUCAAACAUAAACAUCAAAGCAGCUCCGCGUCCGACUGCACCAUCACGUCGGACGGCAAGGGAGAGGUGGCCGUCGCCGCGGCGACGGGCGAACGGGAGCGAGACCGGAACGGAAACCACUACUUCCUGGACGGUAAAGUCCUGACCUCCAGGAAGUCGUGCGACGAGGACAUAGGACGCACCAGAGGAGAGGAGCCCGAAGUGAAGAGGCCGCGCCCCAAAUCCGCCCCCGCCCUCCGCCGCAGAAUGACGCCACAGACCAUCACUCUUCCCUCCUUCCAGAGCUACUCCAACGACGAGCAUUCGCCAGAACCCAGAGACAUGCUGCGCUCCUCUCCCAGCCGCUCCCACCGGCACAGCGUCGGCUUCGUCCCCACGGUCUACAACGGCACCCUCCCUCCCAACUCAGCCCACCGGGGUCUGUCUCCUUGCCCCGCCGUGACGGCCGUGAUGAGGAAUCCCGUGUACACCGUGCGCAGUCAUCGUGUUCAUACCAGCAACUGUCCAUCGGUGGCUUCCCAGAUCUGUCACCAGCACGCGCCCACUAGCCCUCAACAUCAGGGUAGACUGAGCCUGGAUCUCAGCCAGCAGAAGCGGGUCGGCGACUACGCCGAGUCCUCAUCGUCACGCAGCAGCCGAGCCUCACACGGUUCUUCUAGUAAUGUCCAGUACCGGGCUGAGAGGAUCAAGAUCCCUUCUACUCCUCGCUAUCCUCGCUCCAUGCUGGGCUCAGACAGAGGCUCCCUCUCCCAUUCCGAGUGCAGCAGUCCCAGCCUCAUCACGCCGCCGCAGUCGCCACUCAAUCUGGAGACGUCCUCCUUCGUGAGCAACCAAUCCCAGGGCUCCAUUUCCACUUUACCUCGCAUCUCGGUCAGUCCGGUGCCAAUCGGGGAGCGCAGGAAAGACAGGCCUUACUUGGAGGAACCCCGCAACGUCAUCGUGCACAAAGGCGUGGAGCCUCUGGGCAUCUCCAUUGUGAGCGGCGAGAACGGAGGCAUCUUCGUCUCGAAGGUGACUGGAGGUAGCAUCGCCCACCAGGCAGGCCUGGAGUACGGGGACCAGUUACUGGAGUUCAAUGGCAUCAACUUGCGUAACGCUACGGAGCAGCAGGCUCGCCUCAUUAUUGGUCAACAGUGUGACACCAUCACCAUCAUGGCCCAGUACAACCCACACAUGUACCAGCUGGGCAACCACUCGCGCUCCAGCUCUCGUCUUGAGCCGGUCAGCACCCAAUCUACUCCUCAGGGGAGCGGCGCAGCCACCCCAGACAAUCACUCCGCCAUCGACACGCUCAGCGAACAGGACGAGGGCACCCUCACCCCUUCCUCAAAACAGACCACGCCCACCACCAGCCCCCGCAACUAUGUCAGAAUGCACUCUGACGGCAACAAGAAGGCGGUGGAGCCUCGACUGGUGACGGUGCACAGGCCUGGCGUGGAGGUGGGGGUCACGCUCUGUGGGGGGAACCUGCGGGGCGUCUACAUAGAAAGCCUGGAUGAGGACAGUCCUGCCAGAGGAGCUGAUGGGCUCCGUCCUGGUGACCUCAUUCUGGAGUACAACACGGUGAAUAUGAAGAAUAAGACGGCGGAGGAAGUGUAUGUCGAAAUGCUGAAGCCGGCCGAGACGGUCACUUUGAAGGUGCAGCAUCGAGCGGAUGACUUCCACCUGCUCAAAGAUGUUCCAGGCGAUGGCUUUUAUAUCAGAGCGCUUUACGAGCGCGUGGGGGAGGCCGAGGGGGACCUGACGUUCAAGAAGGAUGACAUCCUGUACGUGGAUGAGUCGUUACCAAAGGGCAGCUUCGGGACGUGGAUGGCCUGGCAGCUGGAUGAGAACGCACAGCAGAUCCAGAGGGGACAGAUCCCCAGCAAGUACAUGAUGGACCAAGAGUUUUACCGCCGACACAGCAUGACGGAAAUGAAGGAAGACUCCGGCAAGACGCUGUCCGCCGCCGCCCGUCGAUCGUUCUUCAGGAGGAAGCAGAAACACAAGCGCAGCAGCUCCAAAGACAGUAAAGAAAUGGUGGCUUUGGACGCCAUCAGCACCGACUCCAUCCCCUUCCUGGAAGACUGCGUGAGCUUGGCGUACCAGAGGGUCCAGAAGGUGGAGUGCGCCUCUCCUCGACCGGUGCUGGUCCUGGGGCCGCUGACAGACCCCAUCAAGGAGAUGUUAGUCAAAGAGUCUCCGGGGAAGUUCUGCAGAUGUCUGCUAGAGGUCAUGAAAGCGUCCCAACAAGCCAUCGAGCGAGGCGUCAAAGACUGCCUCUUUAUCGACUACAAGCGCCGCAGCGGCCAUUUUGACGUGACCACCGUUGCCUCGAUAAAGGAAAUAACAGAGAAGGGUUGUCACUGUUUGCUGGACAUCGCUCCGCACGCCAUCGAGAGACUGCACAGCGUUCACAUUUAUCCUAUUGUCGUCUUUGUGCGCUACAAAAACGCCAAGCAGAUCAAGGAGCAGAAAGAUCCUGUGUACCUGCGGGAUAAAGUCUCUCAGAAACAUUCCAAGGAGCAGUUUGAAAGUGCGCAGAAGAUCGAGCAGGACUACAGCAAGUUCUUCACAGGUAUCGUUCAGGGCGGCUCCCUCCCUUACAUUUGCACUCAGAUCACCACCAUAGUGGAUCAAGAACAAAGUAAAGUCCUGUGGACUCCACUUGGCUGCCCCUAGUGGACCAGGGUAGCACUCAUCCCACACACACACACACACACACACAACGACACACCAAGUAAACCCCAGUCACACAUUUGGCACACUAACCAGCUACAGUAUCUCAAUUGUUGCUGUGUAGUUUUCCUCAUUUCAUGUCAGUACUGAAGAGCCACAAAGUGAUACAACGUGUCCGCCUCCAAAGUGUGUGUGUGUGUGUGUGUGUUUAUUGUGUGUCAUCUGCGUCCUUUCACUCUCUUUAACUAUACUGUCCAACAGUCUCCCACUUGCCCCUACCUCCUGUGCACACUAACUUUAACACUAAUCAAGCACACACACACACACACACACACACACACACACACACACACACACACACCCCUAGGGCCGCACUGAAAAACAAUGAAAAAACAGACGAGAAUAAAGUUGUUAUAUUGCAAUUGAAAAGCUAUUACAGUAAUACAAUAAUGUAUUUAAUGUUCUUUUUAAUGAUAAUAAGGUUUGAAUUUUACAAGAAUAACAUCAUUCUGUCGUGAAUAAAGUCAAAGUUCCCACGUUAGUCUGAAAUGCGACGUGCCAUAAACAGCUAUAUGUUUAUGAUCAUAUCCUUUUUUUAUAUACAGUACAGGCCAAAAGUUUGGACACACCUCAUUUCAAUGCGUUUUCUUUAUUUUUAUGACUACCGCAUUUUGCGGAGUAGAAGUCGCUCCGGAGUAUAAGUCGCACCGGCCGAAAAUGCAUAAUAAAGAAGGGAAAAAAACAUAUAUAAGUCGCACUGGAGUAUAAGUGGCAUUUUUUUGGGGAAAUGUAUUUGAUAAAAGCCAACAGCAAGAAUAGACAUUUGAAAGGCAAUUUAAAAUAAAUAAAGAAUAGUGAACAACAGGCUGAAUAAGUGUACGUUAUAUGAGGCAUAAAUAACCAACUGAGAAGGUGCCUGGUAUGUUAACGUAACAUAUUAUGGUAAGAGUCAUUCAAAUAACUAUAACAUAUAGAACAUGCUAUACGUUUACCAAACAAUCUGUCACUCCUAAUCGCUAAAUCCCAUGAAAUCUUAUACGUCUAGUCUCUUACGUGAAUGAGCUAAAUAAUAUGAUUUGAUAUUUUACGGUAAAGUGUUAAUAAUUUCACACAUAAGUCGCUCCUGAGUAUAAGUCGCACCCCCGGCCAAACUAUGAAAAAAAACUGCGACUUAUAGUCCGAAAAAUACGGUACUCACAAAAUGACAUCAGUUUAAGAUUAGUAUUACUGUGAAAUUCACUUUUUUCUUUAUACUUUUACCAGAAUAAAGUUAGAAUAUAUGAGAAUUGAAUUUGUUUUAAAUACUGUAAAAGUGUUUUAAAAAAAUCAUAUUUUUUCCUAUUCAUGUCCAUUUUUUUCCUCAUAUUUUGAUUUUUUUGUCAGGAAAGUGACCUUUAUUCCCAAAGAAGAAUAACUGUCAAAUAUGACAGAAGAAAAAAGACAAUUAUUUGACAAAUAGGAAUGCAGAUGUAAUAUUGUAAGGAAAAAAAAAAGGGUGCCGUAUUUUUCAGAGUAUAAGUCGCUCCGGCCGAAAAUGCAUAAUAAAGAAGGAAAACAACAUAUAUAAGUCGCACUGGAGUAUAAUAUUAUUUGAUAUUUUACAGUAAUGUGUUAAUAAUUUCUCACAUAAGUCGCUCCUGAGUAUAAGUCGCAAUCUAUGAAAAAAACUGCGACUUAUAGUCCGAAAAAUACCGUACUCACAAAAUGACAUCAGUUUUAGAUUAGUAUUACUGUGGAAUUCACUUUUUUCUUUAUACUUUUACCAGAAUAAAGUUUGAAUAUAUGACAAUUGAGUUUGUUUUAAAUACUGUAAAAGUGUUUAAAAAAAAAAUCAUAUUUUUCCCUAUUCAUGUCCAUUUUUUUCCUCAUAUUUUGACUUUUUUGUCAGGAAAGUAACCUUUAUUCCCAAAGAAGAAUAACUGUCAAAUAUGACAGAAGAAAAAAGACAAUUGUUAUUUGAUAAAUAGGAAUGAAGACGUAAUAUUGUAAGAAGAAAAAAAAGGGUAAAAAAUGACGGUAGUUAUCAGCUAUUGUUAGAAAAUGGACUUGUUCCCCCUGUAAAGAAUAAAGUCAAAAUGUUACGAGAAAGAAGUCCCAGUAAGAAAAAUAUUUAGAAGAUUCAUUUUAGUAUAUUUCAACAUAAUUCUUGCAAAAAAUUUCCGUAAUAUUACAACUUUGUACUCUCAAAAUGACAUCAGUUUCAGAUUAGCAUUACUGUGAAAUUCACUUUUUUCUUUAUACUUUUACCAGAAUAAAGUUUGAAUAUAUGACAAUUGAAUUUGUUUUAAAUACUGUAAAAGUGUUUAAAAAAAAUCAUAUUUUUCCCUAUUCAUGUCCAUUUUUUUCCUCAUAUUUUGACUUUUUUGUCAGGAAAGUGACCUUUAUUCCCAAAGAAGAAUAACCGUCAAAUAUGACAGAAGAAAAAAGAAAAUUAUUUGAUAAAUAGGAAUGAAGACGUAAUAUUGUAAGGAAAAAAAAAGGGUGCCGUAUUUUUCAGAGUAUAAGUCGCUCCGGCCGAAAAUGCAUAAUAAAGAAGGAAAACAACAUAUAUAAGUCGCACUGGAGUAUAAUAUUAUUUGAUAUUUUACAGUAAUGUGUUAAUAAUUUCACGCAUAAGUCGCUCCUGAGUAUAAGUCGCAAUCUAUGAAAAAAACUGCGACUUAUAGUCCAAAAAAUACCGUACUCACAAAAUGACAUCAGUUUCAGAUUAGUAUUACUGUGAAAUUCACUUUUUUCUUUAUACUUUUACCAGAGUAAAGUUAGAAUAUAUGAGAAUUUAAUUUGUUUUAAACACUGUAAGUGUUAAAAAAAAAGAAAUCAUAUUUUUCCCUAUUCAUGUCCAUUUUUUUCCUCAUAUUUUGACUUUUUUGUCAGGAAAGUGACCUUUAUUCCCAAAGAAGAAUAACUGUCAAAUAUGAGAGAAGAAAAAAGAAAAUUGUUAUUUGAUGAAUAGGAAUGCAGAUGUAAUAUUGUAAGAAGAAGAAAAAGGGUAAAUAAAUUACGGUAGUUAUCAGCUAUUGUUAGAAAAUGGACUUGUUCCCCUUAUAAGAAUAAAGUCAAAAUGUUACGAGAAAGAAGUCCCAGUAAGAAAAAUAUUAAAAAAAAAAAAAAAGAUAAAUUUUAGUAUAUUUCAACAUAAUUCUUGCAAAAAAUUUCCGUAAUAUUACGACUUUGUACUCUCAAAAUGACAUCAGUUUCAGAUUAGUAUUACUGUGAAAUUCACUUUUUUCUUUAUACUUUUACCAGAAUAAAGUUUGAAUAUAUGACAAUUGAAUUUGUUUUAAAUACUGUAAAAGUGUUUAAAAAAAAAUCAUAUUUUUCCCUAUUCAUGUCCAUUUUUUUCCUCUUAUUUUGACUUUUUUGUCAGGAAAGUGACCUUUAUUCUUAAAGAAAAAUAACCGUCAAAUAUGACAGAAGAAAAAAGACAAUUAUUUGAUAAAUAGGAAUGAAGAUAUAAUAUUGUAAGGAAAAAAAAAGGGUGCCGUAUUUUUCAGAGUAUAAGUCGCUCUGGCCGAAAAUGCAUAAUAAAGAAGGAAAACAACAUAUAUAAGUCGCACUGGAGUAUAAUAUUAUUUGAUAUGUUACAGUAAUGUGUUAAUAAUUUCACACAUAAGUCGUUCCUGAGUAUAAGUCGCAAUCUAUGAAAAAAACUGCGACUUAUAGUCCGAAAAAUACCGUACUCACAAAAUGACAUUAGUUUCAGAUUAGUAUUACUGUGGAAUUCACUUUUUUCUUUAUACUUUAACCAGAGUAAAGUUAGAAUAUAUGACAAUUUAAUUUGUUUUAAAUACUGCAAAAGUGUUUAAAAAAAAAAAUCAUAUUUUUCCCUAAUCAUGUCCAUUUUUGUUCUCAUAUUUUGACUUUUUUGUCUUCCCAAAGAAGAAUAACUGUCAAAUGUGAGAGAAGAAAAAAGAAAAUUGUUAUUUGAUAAAUAGGAAUGAAGACGUAAUAUUGUAAGAAGAAGAAAAAAAGGGUAAAAAAUGACGGUAGUUAUCAGCUAUUGUUAGAAAAUGGACUUGUUCCCCUUAUAAAGAAUAAAGUCAAAAUGUUAUGAGAAAGAAGUCCCAGUAAGAAAAAUAUUUUUUAAGAAAAAAAUAUUAAUUUUAGUAUAUUUCAACAUAAUUCUUGCAAAAAGUUUCCGUAAUAUUACGACUUUGUACUCUCAAAAUGACAUCAGUUUCAGAUUAGUAUUACUGUGGAAUUCACUUUUUUCUUUAUACUUUUACCAGAAUAAAGUUUGAAUAUAUGACAAUUGAAUUUGUUUUAAAUACUGUAAAAGUGUUUAAAAAAAAUCAUAUUUUUCCCUAAUCAUGUCCAUUUUUUUCCUCAUAUUUUGACUUUUUUGUCAGGAAAGUGACCUUUAUUCCCAAAGAAGAAUAACCAUCAAAUAUGACAGAAGAAAAAAGACAAUUAUUUGAUAAAUAGGAAUGAAGACGUAAUAUUGUAAGGAGAAAAAAAGGGUGCUGUAUUUUUCAGAGUAUAAGUCGCUCCGGCCGAAAAUGCAUAAUAAAGAAGGAAAACAACAUAUAUAAGUCGCACUGGAGUAUAAUAUUAUUUGAUAUUUUACAGUAAUGUGUUAAUAAUUUCACACAUAAGUCGCUCCUGAGUAUAAGUCGCAAUCUAUGAAAAAAACUGCGACUUAUAGUCCAAAAAAUACCGUACUCACAAAAUGACAUCAGUUUCAGAUUAGUAUUACUGUGGAAUUCACUUUUUUCUUUAUACUUUUACCAGAGUAAAGUUAGAAUAUAUGAGAAUUUAAUUUGUUUUAAAUACUGUAAGUGUUAAAAAAAAAAUCAUAUUUUUCCCUAUUCAUGUCCAUUUUUUUCUCAUAUUUCGACCUUUAUUCCCAAAGAAGAAUAACUGUCAAAUAUGAGAGAAGAAAAAAGAAAAUUGUUAUUUGAUAAAUAGAAAUGAAGACGUAAUAUUGUAAGAAGAAGAAAAAAAGGGUAAAAAAUUACGGUAGUUAUCAGCUAUUGUUAGAAAAUGGACUUGUUCCCCUUAUAAAGAAUAAAGUCAAAAUGUUACGAGAAAGAAGUCCCAGUAAGAAAAAUAUUUUUUAAGAAAAAAAUAUUAAUUUUAGUAUAUUUCAACAUAAUUCUUGCAAAAAGUUUCCGUAAUAUUACGACUUUGUACUCUCAAAAUGACAUCAGUUUCAGAUUAGCAUUACUGUGGAAUUCACUUUUUUCUUUAUACUUUUACCAGAGUAAAGUUUGAAUAUAUGACAAUUGAAUUUGUUUUAAAUACUGCAAAAGUGUUUAAAAAAACCCAUCAUAUUUUUCCCUAUUCAUGUCCAUUUUUGUUCUCAUAUUUUGACUUUUUUGUCUUCCCAAAGAAGAAUAACUGUCAAAUAUGAGAGAAGAAAAAAGAAAAUUGUUAUUUGAUAAAUAGGAAUGAAGACGUAAUAUUGUAAGGAAAAAAAAGGGUAAAAAAAUUACAUUUUUUAAUAGUAAUAUUACAACUUUAUUUCCACGAAACGAGCGACUAUUUUUUAGUGUUUUUGUUUUUCGGUGUGGCCCUUCUUGCUAUUUAUGCAUCCUGACCGACAUCUCCUUUGUGUGUGAAAGUGGUGGUGUAACACUUGUGAAGACCAGUUCCUGGAAAUAUGACAGUAGCGUAGUUGUACCACCCCAUGACUAUUAUUAAAACAAAACAUGUAGCUGCGGCCCCACUGCCAGCCGGUGCCAACAAACCACCACCACACCUUUGCUCUAUGCAUUGUCCCUCACUCCAUCGUCACGUAGCAGAGAGUGUGUGCGCGCUUUUAUGGGCCUUUUCGGAAGUGCCUUCGCUGGAAGACGCCCGGUCGACGAGCAGCUUGAAGGCUGAUCUGAGACCAGUGCGGCGGCGAGCGCGUGUCAAAGUUUUCUUUUUGUUUUUUUUCCCCCCCAAGGUAGGACGGGUUGAACUCCUCAGAAUGCACUCCAGGGCUGAACAAACCACUGUGGAACUCCAAUCCUUCCCUCUUUAACAUGUAUUAACAGUAUAGAGUAUGCAGAUAUACAGUAUAUAUACAAAUAAAUAAGAAUAUAUAUAUAUAUUACAUGUAUUUUCACUAGGUCAUGCACCUAGGAAGAUCUGACAGUCCAGUUAGCAUGUUUUAUUUUUUUAUUGUUUGUGGUUGCUUGUCAGUCAGGUGAUGUUCUCAUGAAAAGAAGCAACAUUUGCAGGGUAAUACCGUAACUUUUCACUGUUAUUUAAGUGGGGUUUUUUUUUUGUACUGUUACCACACGGGAAGACACAAAUAUUCCUGCAUUCUGUUUUCGAUCGUGCCAAAAUCCACUAACUUUUCUUUUGUUUUGUUCUGUUUUGCACUUGUUUAGCUGUGAACCUUGAACACUUACAGUAACCGUUGCCAGGUUUCCAGUAAAAUACUAGUAGGUACGAUCAUUUCUACUGUAACUCAUCAAUGUCGCUUCCUUACAUUUCAUUAUCAAGAGCCUUUUUUAUUCUCCGCAGGGAAAAAAAAAAGUCUCAUUAAUUAUUUAAAAAAGAAAAGGAGAAAAAAAAAAAAGGGAUUUAUUCUUGCACAGUUUUUCAGAGGAAAUGUGGUCCACCAGUUUGACUAUUGGGCUAAAAAAGUACAAAUUAUACAGUUUAAUGUUCCUAUUUUUCUGUGUAGAUAGCAUGUUCUAGAAAGGAAGACAGACGGUUGUACUUGUAGAUAAAGUCAGGUACGGAUUGAACCUCUUUGUAUUCGGAGAAUGUGAUUUGUAUGUCCAGACAUUAACAUGAGAAUAAAAGUCUUUUUUGUCCG